UGUGUGUAUGUGUAUGUGUAUGUGUGUAAGAAGUGAAUCCUGUAAAGUGCAACUCUCUCUCUUUUUUGUACGAAAGUAGGGCUUGGGUAGUGCUAACUUUACAGUAUCACAAUAACAAUUCUGACGUUCGUCUCCCACAAAUUUCUUUCCCAAAGUCACAGAACUUUUCACAUUCUUCUCCUCGUCAACUUCCCCUGUCACUUUAUUGGUAACAAACCGCCGUUGCCGACACCUAUUUCACCGGAGUGUUAUCAUUAACUGGUGUCGACAUUUCACACACACACACACACACGUAUUGUCAAAAGUUAUUUAUAAAAGUCGUUUCUUUAAUAUAUUUCUAACUCCAGCUUUGGUGGUUCCUACAUUGCACUAAUAUCUCUCACACUUUAUCUUUCCCCACUCGCCACUCUCUCUUUCUAUUUCUAUUAACCAUUUAUAAAAGGUUAAUUCUCUGAUACUUUAAUGGGUUUUUUCUUGAGAUGGACAAGUUCGAAGAAGACGUGUAUCCCAGCAGUUCUACUAAUUUAGAACAGUUCCUAAAUGACCCUUUACUCUUGGAACCGGCAAACCCCAAUCUACCUGUCACGUCGAGCACAACAAUUGCCAACUUUUCUACUCUUUAUAAUGAUGCUGAUCUAAACGGUUCCGCUGCUCAUACCGAGUCUGACUUAGAUGCUUUGGAAUGUGCCCGAAAUGAAUCCCAACAACUCAGUGUAGUGAACAAUUUACCUGACCUUUUGAAAUCUGGUAGUACAGAAUGUCUAGAAAAAGUGGUGCCUCGAAUACAAGAGGUUUUGAAUUAUGCCCAAGCAGACAUACAACGGGCUGCAUCAACAGCAUUUCUCCAAAUAUUACAGAAAGAACAGGUUGCAGUACAGAACUAUGCACAAACGUUUUUACAAACCAUUCUUACUAGUAUUGACAACAAAAAUCCAGAUAUCUCAAGUGCAUGGCUUGGAACCUUACUUGAUGUUAUUGAUCUAUUACCAAAAACAGUUAUCCAAAAAGAAAUUUUAACAGCUGCUGUAGCAAAGGGUCAGUUAUCCCAAUCAGUACAAGCCAGGCUGUCAUGUUGUCAAAUAUUAGGAAAAAUAGCCACUAAGUUUGACCCGUUUGUAAUUAAAAAAGAAAUAUUGCCAAUUGUCCAGUCAUUGUGUCAAGAUGUUGACUAUGAAGUCCGUGGUUGUAUGUGUAAGCAACUCAAUCCUGUUGCAAGGGGUUUGGGUCUUGAAGCAACAAAGAGUGCUAUUCUUCCUGAACUGGUUGAGUUAACUAACGAUGAAGAAGUGUAUGUCCGUAUGAUGGGUCUUGAAACUGUUGUGAAUAUUUUAAGUCUUUUGGAUGACGAUACAUGUUCAAACACAAUCAUUCCUUUAGUUAUUAGGUUCUAUGAACAAUGUCUAUAUUCAAAGGAUCACACAUUACCCAUAAUUGCAAAGCAUAUUGGUCGUCUAUGUCAUGGUCUUUCCGCAAAUUUAAACGAAAAACAAAAAGAUUGGUUUUUGGAUUGUUACAAAAAACUGUGUGAAGUUGGUUAUUCAGAUAAAAAUAGUAAUUCUUCUGAAUAUGGGGCUAUUUCUUUGUUUGUUGGGGCCAAAGAUUUUGAAUCGGAACUAUUAGAAACAUUUUCAAUGAUGUGUAAGGAUUCUUUACCUGCAGUCCGAAAAAAUAUAGCACAUGGUUUUCAUGAGGUGGUCAAACUUUUAGAUUUUCAGUCAGGGAUUGUACUGAAAAACCUUGCAGAUCUUCUAAGAGACAAUAAUCUAGAGGUCCUCAGUGGAGUUACAUCUCAUCUUGCAGAAAUUUUUGAAGUUCUAGGUAAACAUAAACAUUCAGAAAAUCAAGUAGCAGAAAUCAUUCCAGCCAUCAUGGCAGCAGAAUCUGUGAUAUUCUCCUCUUAUUCUUGGCGACUACAAGAAGAGUUUGUACUUACUCUGUCUAGUCUUCCAAAGUGGUUUAAUUCAGAAACUAUUUAUGUAAAAAUUAUGCCGGUGAUCUACACUAAACUGAAAAAAGCUAGGGCAUUACCUGUAAAAUUAGCAGUGGCACGCACAUUUUUGACACUCCUGCGUACUCUAAAAAAGGCUGAAUAUAGAGAACAACUUAUUAACAAGUUAACAGAGGAAUUGUCCGUGGGUAACUGCUAUUUUCGAAGUCUUUUUCUUGAUGUUUGCAGCAUCAGUUUAGAUAUAUAUUCUAAAUCAUUUUUCAAAGAGAAGCUCUUUGAUAAUGCCCUUAGUCUAUAUUGUGAUCCAGUUCCAAAUAUUCGCUUAAAACUCUGUAGAUUCAUUCCGUGCAUGAAACAAACACUAAAUUUACCCGAAGAUGAUGCCCGCUUAUCUGAUCUCUGUAAUGUUGUCAGCAAAAUACUCAGAUCUGACAAAGACCCAGAUGUACUCAGUUUUGCCAAACAGGCACUCUGGGAUCUAGAACAAAUUGUUGUGCCUGUUCAUUUGCUUGGAUCAAAAACUCAGGAGAAAUUACAGACAGCCGAAGAUUUGAUAGAUUUGCAUCGAGAGGCUGAAGAAAUAAGUUUGCUAAAUGAUGAAAAAAAUGAAGAGAAAUCAAAAGUAAAGAAAGAUGUACCAUUUUCUAAAAUUCCUUCUCCAAGAAAAGUCUCAGCUCAGAAAUCCACUUCUGAGAAACGAGCAAGUCCAACUCCAUUAAAAGAAUGUAAAAAAUCUUUAAGUAAUUGCUCAUCCAGUUUAACACCAGUGUCUUCACCAAAGGUUAAAACCAAAGGUUCUUCGAUACCAAACUGUCGUCUAGUUAAAUCCCGAUCCACAUCUUCAAUAUGUUCUGCUUCACAAAUUCCUAAACGAGAUUCAAAGCUUGUGGACUCUACUGGCAAAAGAGACACAAAAAUACCUGUGAUAGGUACAUCUUCUCUUCCUACACCAAAAGAUGGUAAAUCAGCUGAAACUCGUUUAUGUAACAACACGCGUAUUCCUCGAGUAUCCACGCCAGUUCGACCACCCUCACCUACCACUGUAUCACAUAUUCCCACUUCAGCUGGAGUUCAAAAACAAGCAAAAUCAGGAAUUAAACCAACUAGUUCCAAUAAUAUUCGCAAGAACAACAGCACAACCACCACCACCACUACCACCACCACAGCUGCUUCUACGGCAACCACCAAUUCUACAACAACAACAGCAACAGCAACAAUAACAACAACAACAACAACAGAUAAUUCAUCAGAUCAUGGGUUGGUUAACCGAACAGGAUAUCUAAGCAAAAGUCUAGAAAGGCCAAAGAGUUCUGUCACAAAAUGACCUCCAAUGUCCUAAUUGUAUCAGCUUUGCUGUAGAUUUGUUAGCUUUAAACUCUGCAAGAGAUUCCAUCCAGUAGGAUGCUGCUCCCUUAUGAGACUAUUGAACUGUACCAUUUUCUAGGGUACUUACAGCUGAUGCCUUAAAUCUGCUAUAAAGUUUGUACUGCUAAAAUUUUGACCACUUUUGUUCUAUCCCAGUGACAUAGGAUCAUGUGGUCUAAGAAUAUAUUUUGUUGGACUUGAAAAUAGAUUUACAGAGAUAUUUUCUUAAUGUGGUUGGAGUUUUUUUGUUUUUAUUCUUUUCCUGUUUAUUAUUUUUUUUUGUCUCAAGAAAACGCCAAAAUUUAUUAUGAGUUGAAUUAUUAAUUAUUAUUAAUUAUAUUUUCAAGAACUUAAUAUAAUUGUUUCAAUUGAAAUGCAAGAAUACUGUCCCUUUUUUUGUGAUAACAUUUUAUUUAUUUGAACAAAGUGUUUUGUAUUGAAUUUUGGAAUAACUUACUGAAUUCUUCCCUGUUCAAGGUUUGUUUGUGAUAAAGAAUAAAAAAGAGAGAAAAAAAUUUCAAAAAUGAAAAUCCAAAAACAAAAAACCCUGCCAUGUUUUAUAAAAAUGUUUGAUUUGAGUUUUGACUCUAACAAAUUUAAAUUUGUUAGAUAAUGAAACAAAACUUAAUUUUUUAGUCUACAGCCAAAAGUGAGGUACUUUGGUGCACUGUGAGGGGAAGAAAUAUCAUGAGAGACAGAGAGAAUAUGAUAUUUCAUCAUAGGUUACCGAUAGUACAUCUCAUUUUAUGCCUUGUCAAUUAGCUGACACUUGCCGCAGAUGCAGACUACCUCAAAGCCCUUUGUAUUCCAACACUAUCUUUAGUCUAUAUAACACCUUAAAUAUAAUAAUAAUUAUUAUUAUUGCAGAACAACCCUUAAACAGCUUCAUUUUUUUUCAACCCCCAAUUUUUUUUUUUAAACUCAGGAAUAAUCUUAAUUUAAAAUAAAGUCAUAAAAGCUUAUAGUUGCCAAAUAUUUAUAUCUUUGUGAAAAAGGGAAGAGAGGAGUUCAUUUUGAAUAAUUAGAGAAAAAUAUACAAAAAAAAUGUAAAAACAACAAUAAAACCAUUUUGAAAGAAUAAAAUAAUUUCAGGAAAAUCAUAUAGGGGGAAAUGUUUCGCAUAGUGUGUGUGUGUGUGUGUGUGUAUGUGCGUGAUUACCUACAUUAAUUGUGGAGUGCUUAAAUUUUCCUGCCAUAGCAAACUAAAUAAGAUUUUAAAUAUUGAAUGUGUAUGUAAUAAAAUAUUGAACUUACUCAAAAAUUCCAUACAAAAAAAACUGUUGGAUUUUUACAUGAUUAAAGAGAUUUUUCGCAAAUCAGUGAGCAGAUCUUAAUCUCUAACUUGUGAAAAAUCGAUGUUUUUUAAAAGAAUUUUCUGGCAUAUUUUUAAAGGACUUCUGGAAUAUUUUUUAAAAUAUAAGGACACAGAUCGUGUCGUAUAGCCAGCUGGAGAUGAUGUCUCCUGGGGCUAAAUUACAGCAACAUUAGUCCUAAACCAGGACUGCCAUGUUAUGUUGGCAAACAAUCUUUUCUACAAAGUACUGUUGCUGAAUAUCUCUUGUUAUGAGAUUUAAAAAUAGUAAUUUUCUACUUUCUGGAAUGUCAAAUAUUUUGCUAUAUAUAGAUUUGAUGUUAUAUAUCUUUGAUUUAUGAUCUGGCAUAAAACUGGGCUCUAAAGUCACCUCUGUCUAUAUUCUUUUCUAUUCUAGGCACAAGGCCCGAAAUUUUUUUUUUGGGGGGGGGGGCAGUCGAUUAGAUUGACUCCAGUACACGACUGGUACUUAAUUUAUCAACCCCGAAAGGAUGAAAAAUAAAGUUGACCUUGGUGGAAUUUGAACUCAGAACGUAAAGACGGAUGAAAUACCGCUAAGCAUUUCGCCCAGCGUGCUAACGUUUCUGCCAGCUCAACACCUUCACCUGUGUCUAUUUCAUCAAGUCACAACUGAUAAUAUAUAUAUAUAUAUAUAUAUUCUACUUUAUGUAUUGAGUUCCACUUCUCCCAUUUAUUAGAUGUAUGUUCCACUUUGAUAUAGAAACAGGCCUGUAUAUAUAGUUUAUUGUUUCAUGUAAAGAAGGAUAUCUUGUGAAAAAUGUUUUGUUUUUCCUUCAAAUCAUCAUCAUAAGUUAAUCAUUCAAAUUGUAUUAUUUAUACAUUUAUUAUUUUGUAGUUGUUCUAUAGCUAUGGACAGCCUGUAUAGAAAGAAAGAAAUAGAAACUAUGUGUGAUUAUCUCAUUGCCUUUCUGAGUUAGAGGUAAAAAUAAUUAUUAAUGUAAACAAUACAUUUUCUUUAGUUUCAGCUUUGUUUUAUAUGCAUAUGAUAUCCUAUUAGUAAAAGUGGUAGCUUUGAGUCAAAAUAUGCAUUAUUAAUUAUAAAAUAAAUUAUUAAAACUAUUUUGUGUCAUUUUAGAAAAUUAGCAUUGGUUGACGACUAAUAUCCAUUUACAGCUUUAUGCCUGUAAUUAUGCAGUAGGCACUAGUAAAUCAUGCGGUAGGCACCAGUUUGGGGUUAUUUUUUUCUUUCAUCAAAAAUUAUUUCAUUUCAUAAAUAUUUCAGCUUAAAAUCUAAUUUGAAUUGGUAACCUCCACUCCUCAAUUAAAAAAAAAGAGAAGUAUAUA
Octopus bimaculoides (California two-spot octopus) is the source of this 5930-nucleotide messenger RNA. RefSeq names its product serine/threonine-protein phosphatase 4 regulatory subunit 4. The record is from RefSeq and is a predicted model, not a curated record. Gene Ontology annotation, molecular function: protein phosphatase regulator activity. NCBI's taxonomy places the organism in Eukaryota, Metazoa, Mollusca, Cephalopoda, Octopoda, Octopodidae. Gene Ontology annotation, cellular component: protein serine/threonine phosphatase complex; cytosol.